Bacillus rossius redtenbacheri is the source of this 3745-nucleotide messenger RNA. RefSeq lists its product as uncharacterized. Lineage: Eukaryota; Metazoa; Arthropoda; Insecta; Phasmatodea; Bacillidae. The coding region runs from base 97 to 2934 and encodes 945 amino acids. The record is from RefSeq and is a predicted model, not a curated record. The transcript is spliced from 16 exons.
CGGAGUCGUUAUCUGGGCGAGCAGAUACGUGUCGCUAUCAGUUGCGGCGCAGGUGCCCGGUCUGACGAGUCGACGCGCCGAGAUCGAGACCUCAAGAUGGCGCUGAAGAGCACUUGGUAUCCGGUUUUCAUAGCUGCCUGCUGUUGGCUGUCAGGCGCAACAGGGCAAGAGAAUGCGAUGCCACGCUUGCCAGACUCUCUUCUCGAGUGCUAUAACGCAAGCGGUUUGUACAACAAAGAGAACUUGCUGCCCAUGACAAUCACCACGCUUCUGGACAUCGUGAGGAAGGUUGAAACAUCCGAAGAUGGCCGCAACAUGAAUCUUCUGGCUUUGACAACGUCCAUACUUCACAGAUUCAAGAUGGAUGGGAUUGAGCGGAAUCCGAAUGUUCCAGAUCAAGAUGGUGUCAUACCUUAUACUGUUUCUGGCACUCAGUUCUACAAACACAGGCUUCUUUUAAUCAUGUUAAUACCGCAGAACAAUUACAGGUUCCCGAAUAACACACUCACACCAGUCGAAAGGUGCACGCUGCACUUCAUGCUGUCCAAGUCGGUGGAGCACUACCAGCGCGGCGACGAGGCCACCACGUGCAGUAGGCUGGCCACCGCCUCGUCCCAGCUGAGCCGCCGGAGGCGCGCUGCCUCCGAGGACGUCCCUGCAGCGCCGGCUGAGCCCGCGGCGGCUGGCGAUGUCGCCGCCCUGCCGGCCGAGGACGAUGGCAGCGGCGCCGUGGACGGCGAGCUCACCACCGAGGGCGCCAUCACCGCGGCCGUCGAGACCUCCGCCACAGCCGCCGCCGAGACCAGCGCCACAGCCGCCGCCGAGACCAGCGCCACAGCCGCUGCCGCCGAGACCACCGCGACCGCCGCCAGCGAGGUGGAGCUGGUCAAGCAAGUGGACGAGACGGAGAAGAAGGGCAACAUGUUCCUAGACCCCAACGAGAACCUGCGACUGUACGGCCGGCCGGCAUCGGGCCGCUACCUCGACGACAUCGACCGCGAGGAGUCGGAGACCAUCCAAGAGGAGUCUGCUGGGGCGGCGGCCGUGGAGCACGUGAGCUACUCGCCGCGGGCGCUCUUCUCCGUCGCGCUCAGCGACUGCCCGGUGGAAAACGGGGUGAUGAUGACGGCGUCGGGCGCGGUCAGCGUGGCCAGCGUGUUGGCGGGCAUUGCGGCCGGCCUCGAGCCGCAGACGGUGCCUCUGGCCAACCUGGCUGCCGCCAGCACACGCUCCAACGCUCUCGUCGAGGCCGCCUCCACGAGUGCCGCGGCCGUCGACAACCGCUGGGCAGCCACGCUGGCAGGCGACCUGGCCGAGGUGACCUUGUACGAGGGCCCGCUGGGCACCAUGCGCGCCGGCGCGGCGGGCGGAUGGAACGACACGCAGAUCCCUCGCUGGUACUUCCUGCAGGACGCCAGCCGCCGCUACAGCCACCUCACCGACACCGAGAUCCGAGGCGGCAUCGACGGCUUGACCUUGGCGAGCAACAUCCAGACGUGGAACCAACAGGCGCCAGAGCUGAGACUGUCGGAGGUGCUGGAGAUGUACUACUCGGAGACGGGCCUCUUCCAGACGAGGUUCCGCUCCUGCCAACGGAAGGACAACUUCGUGGGCGUGGCUCCGAGUGCAGAAAUGGCGCAGCAGACUUCCAGCUUUGCAGUGGUUCUGGACCCCCAGAGCAUAUCGCCAGCCCGCCUCAGCUUCUCCGCCAUCAGGAACUAUUCGCAAAUCGCCUCCAACCAGCUCACCACCUAUGUGCCCUCCGGAUUGGUCGACCAGGCGUGCCGCACGGCGCAGGACGGCAACACAGCAGUCUCGCCGAACAUGGCCGUCGACCUGCUGGUGGUUCUCGACAGCGGCUGGGACUACAGCUACGUCACGCGGCUCCUGGCGACCUUAAUGGAUAGACUCCAGGUGAACCCAUACUUCAGCAACAUUACAAUUAUAGCCGGCCAGCAACCCCAGUUGUUGCUUAAUUCCACCAGCAGACAGACCGACUUCUUCACUAAUUUCACUUCAAACGCUUACGGCAACUUGACUCGCGGCAUGAACCUCCGGGUGCUGCUCGGCACGACCUUGAUGCAGCACUUCCAGAACAAGCUGGAGGACGAGCGACGUGGCAACGUCGCCGGCGGUCGGGCGACUGCGGUGUUGUUCGUGCCUGCCCAGGGCUUCUCCGUCUCGGACGACGACCUGCAGGCCUGCAUCGCGUCCUACAGCUGGUUCCGGACGCGGCUUCCAGAUGUGAAGUUUUUCUACCUGGUUGCCGGGAACGGCGACCGCUACAGAAGUCUGGUGGAUGACGGCAGCAGAGACAUCUUCACGCUGACCACAGGGCAGACUGCCAUAGAGUCUACAGUGGCCCCGAUCGUUGCCAGAUUUACCUCGCUGCACCAGCGGGUCGUGAACCCCAACUGCGGCUCCGACUGGACAGAGCGGUCCUACAGCAGCGUGCAGUUCGCGGCCGCCAUGGACCCCUUCACCGUCAGCUACUACCGCCUGCACCCCAACUACUUCGUCACCGCCACGGCAGGGGUGCUCAGGGUGCAAGGCUCGCCCUCGGGCGCGCUGCGCGUGUGCUGGUCGCGCUCCGUCGAGUUCCCGAACAACGCCUCGGCGGGCAGCAACUCCGUGUCCUGCCAGCUGAUCGGCAGCAACGCCUACGAGGUGCCGCUGGUGUCCGCGUGCGACGGCUACUCCGUGUCGCAGUGCCCGCCGCUCUACCUGUCCGUCGAGUCCACCUCCGACAGCACCAGCUUCACCUGCAGCGACCGCACCGUGUGCAGAUCCGUGAGAAGCCUUCGCUACUUCUUGAGUCACGAAGGCCUGGGGUGCCGCGCGGGAGUCGGCCAGAUCGUCGCCAGUUCUCUCCUCACCUGCAUCGCCGCCAUUUCGGUCGCACUCGCAAGAACAUGGUUCGAGAGCAGCACUUGAAGGCCACGCAGCUAUUGUGCCUGCUCAGUGGACCACGCACAGACUUUCUAGAGUAUAGUGACAGAACUUUUAAAAAAGGCGCGUGAGCUAGAACUUGAUUUUUUUAAUUUUAAUUGUCCGACGAGAAAAACGAGAAAACAUAUUUGGAAAUGUAAAUAGUAACUGAUUGUAGGCGUAGAUAGUUGCUUAAUUGAUUAAAACCCUUUGCAAGUUAAUUGUACGUAGCUUUUAUCUUAUAAAUACACGUUUUAUUUUAAAGGACUGUAUUUUUUUUUAAUGUUUCCAACCAGUUGACAAUUAGUAGCCCUACUGGUUUGUAUUCAAUAUGAACAAGUCAAGAUGCCUAAAUAGUUUCUAAGAACAAUCUAACGUAUGUUUUUAUAUUUGAGAACUCAUAUGCACAUAUACAGCAGCUUAUUUGGUAUUUUACUCUAAUUUAAGUUCUUUCGAUAUUUGUUGUUUUUGUGAUACAUUAAAUAUUAAAACAUAAAAUAAUUCGUAGUGAAAUUCGAAAGAGUCAUUAAUGUAAUUUCUUUACUUCUAUUGCUUAGGCUUUAAAGUUGUAAUUUGUAAAAUGUUUUUAAAAAAUCCCAAUUUAUAUUUACUGUUUAUCAAUAAGUAUAAAAUAUUAACUUAUUUUAAUUUUUUGUUAAUUUAUUUUUUAGUUUUGCAGUGUUGAAUAUUAUGUAAUCUUACAAGUACCUAAUUCUAAUUAAGUAGUGUACCAAAUAUUAAAUCUCAUUAAUAAACAUAAUUGAUCAUGUAAUUUAAAAAAAAAAUUUGACUCUAUUAAAUAUUUCUUUAAAUAUGA